GACGGCGACUCGGAGAGCCGUGAGUCGCUUCCUUCCACGCCGCCGGCACAAGCAGAGAAGCGAUGAUGCUACGCCGGCGGACUGCGUCUCUCGCUCCCUUCCUCUCCAAUCUCAACAGAUCGACUACCUCCUCUCCCUCCUUUUCGAGAAUCGUCAUCUCGCCUCGCCUUUCUUCCUCGGCAUCCGCUUCCUUUUCUACGGAACAGGCGGCGGGCGUCGGCAACAGUGCAGGGACUAGAAAAAAGAGGUCUCUGGGGCGGCAGCUGUGCCAGGUUGGGUUGAUUAGCCUUGCGGGUGGGUUUUUUCUCAGUGGCAUCAACGAUAUAGCUAUCUUCCAUGGAUGCAGCAGUAAAGCAAUUGAAAAAGCUAGCCAGAAUCAACAGAUAGUGGAGUCGCUAGGGCUGCCAAUUGUAAGGGGUCCAUGGUAUGAUGCUUCUUUUGCAGUAGGUUAUAGGCGACAGUCAGUGUCUUCCACAUUUCCUGUUUCUGGACCGCAUGGAACUGGCAUUUUUGAGUUGAAGGCACUUCGUCAAGGAGAGGACACAACCUUCUCAUUCUUAAAGCACCGUGACUGGGAUAUACUGAUCCUGGAGGCUCUCCUUCAUGUUCCUUCCAACAACGAGAAGCAGCAGACAAUACGAGUAAGUGUCACAGGCGAUUGCUCGUCAAUCGAUGCUACAUCUGAGUGUAUUCAGUGCAAACUCCCAGAGUCUCCUGCUACACCAGAGAAGUGAGAAUUUUGGGGUAUUGGUCAGUUUAGUUCUCACUUCUCGCCUUAACAUGGUGAAAGGUUACAUACAAAUGCUGCCAGUCUCGUACACAAGUAGCUACCAAGAGUGCUCUUGGUGUAGACUAUAAUGUGUUACUGUCAUAAGAUGCUGCUACUGCUUCGUCGACUCUUCAAUUCUUUCGAAUUAUCCUAGUUUUUCUCUUUGCGUAUUAUGUGGUUGCCCGAUAUCACUUUGCGGGAUAAUACUGGCCCGUACCAUUCAGAAUAUACUGAUGCAGACUUUGCAAUGCAUUCGUGCCAUAAGAUGCUGCUACAGCAUCAUUCACUAGUUAAUUCUCUUAUUUUUC
Messenger RNA from Zingiber officinale, 1077 nucleotides. RefSeq lists its product as uncharacterized. Lineage: Eukaryota; Viridiplantae; Streptophyta; Magnoliopsida; Zingiberales; Zingiberaceae. The transcript is spliced from 4 exons. Bases 63 to 734 code for a protein of 223 amino acids. The record is from RefSeq and is a predicted model, not a curated record.